GCAAGGAUGUUGUGUCCACGUCAGCACCUGCUGCCUUCUCGUCUAUGCAGCAAGUACCUCAUUAACGGUGACCAAGAGGAAAGUUUCAACAACUCAAAAGAGUCAGAAACGAACCUGGCUCUAGACAUUCUAGCUGUGCUGCGUAAAAAAGGUCCCGGAUCUUUUGACAAAUUCUGCGAUAUUCUAUUGGAAAUUAAAGAUUCUACGUUAAUUGAAGUGGAGAGGAGUCUUCGUUCAUAUCGUUACAGUGCUGAGAUUCGGCAUUCAGCAGAGCAGAGCAGAUCACAAGUAGCAGCACAUCAGCAUUUCUAUCAAGAGGGAGAGACACGUAGUUCACAAAGAGCUUAUACUGGCUUGUGUGAGACUCCAGUGUUAGAACCAAUGGGUAAAAACACGACGAAAGUAGAGUUACAGUCACCAAGCAAUGUGGAAUCUUCAAUAACUACUUCGUCAACUUGUGAAGAGAAUUUACUAGUUUGUCCAAAAAGCAUAAGCACAGCAGGAAGUGAUUUGAUUUCCAGUAACAGUUCUGCUGUAAACUCUAUUUCAGGAGACAACACGGUUCUCUAUCAGAAAAGAGAGCCACCAGCAGAAGAGUGUGGUUCAAGUGUCAGUUUGUCUGAGAAAACGAGAUUGAAUAGAAAGUCUGUUCAGUUUUUGGUGAAAGAAGAGUUAUUUGAAGACUUCAAACAGUCUAAUCUCAACGAGCAACUAGCACUUGCUUUGGCUGAUGGACUUGGCAUUCCUGAGGAAAGUAUCACAUGUUGUCGUGCACGUCAUCCACCUCCUUUCUCAAUGGGCAAGAGGAUUCUUGUUGCUCUCAAGGCUUUGAUUACAAUUCUUGUCAGCAGAGUUGAGGAGGAGCAGAUUAGAAAACAGGUCAAUGGGGUAAUAAAUAUUAUCUCUGGUGCUACUCAAAUUCAGGAAUCAGAAGUAGAAAUUGUGCAAAUUUUGCCCUCAAACAGUUGUCUGUUGGUCAUUCGAUUGCCUGGACUGGCAGUGGUAAAGCUCAUCAUUGCUGUUUUGCAAUUCAUUCAGCAAAUGUUUAGCCAACGAGAUGGUGAAGGUAGCUUGCAAAAUCUGUGCUCGUUGGAAGAAAUCUGUUUCAGUUCUUUCACCAUCUUUGUUCUCGGUCAACAAGAUAAAUGUGAUAAAAGGUGAAAACAGAUGAUUUAUUCCUGCAAAGUCAAACAGUAUUGGACAUGUGGACAAAGAAGUUUGGGGACAAAGCCAAUCAGCAAUCAAUAAUUGAGGCAUUGUGCGACAUUGGAUGUAGACCUCACGCAGAAGCUGUUUUUAGUCAUGUCUUGGUGGAACAUGUCUGCCCAUCAUUUUCAUUAUUUAUUUGUGUUUCUUAGUUAACUCAGAUUUGUUCUUGAUAUGAACUGUGUUAGAUAUUAUGA
Molecule: messenger RNA, 1403 nt
Organism: Corticium candelabrum
Lineage: Eukaryota; Metazoa; Porifera; Homoscleromorpha; Homosclerophorida; Plakinidae
Exons: 4
Coding region: 7-1161 (384 amino acids)
Source: RefSeq, a predicted model, not a curated record